CACCGACGUUUCUCUCAUCAAUAUGUGCAGCACAACCAAGUCGUUAAAGGUCUAAAACGGGUCAUUGCCGACCGACCCACAAGACGAAGGUUCUUUUUACCUUCUUGUUUAUGAGAUUUCGUCAGAUCAUAUGGUACUGUCCCUUUAAAGGAACAGCUGAUGUCAAUCCGGAAGUAACUCUCAUCAGACUCGCCUUCUUGUAGUUAGUUUUCAUGUUUCCUGUGUCAUUGUUAGCUUCUUGUUUAGACCAUCUGUAUUGUAAUUAGACUACGGUGUCGUCUCCACAGCAAGAAAAUGGCCGAGGGUGCCGAGGCUGAUGUUGACGAGCCUUCUCGUUGUCAUUUGCCUGUCAUUACUGUUUCUGAUCUGCCCACUGUGACUGCAGCAGGUCGUAACCUCAAAGAAUGGCUCCAGGAGCAGUUCUGUGACGAAUCUCUGGAGCAGGAUGACAUGCGACUUCACAAUGCAGCCUAUGUCGGUGAUCUGGACACCCUGAGAAACCUACUACAGGAGGAUGGCUUCAGAGAGCGUAUCAAUGAGAAAUCUGUUUGGUGUUGUGGCUGUCUGCCCUGCACCCCUCUGCGAAUUGCAGCCACAGCAGGGCACGUCACCUGUGUGGCUUACCUUAUUUCUCAAGGGGCUGAGGUGGACCUCGUUGAUGUCAAAGGCCAAACGGCGUUGUACGUUGCUGUGGUCAAUGGUCACCUGGACUGUGUACGCGUCCUCCUUGAGGCUGGAGCCAACCCCAACGGGAGCCGUCACCACCGCAGUACACCACUUUACCAUGCUGUACGUGUUGGUCGGUUAGAUGUACUUCAGGAACUCAUCCGGUUUAAUGCUGAUGUCGACAUGGAUCAUCAGCUGGGUCCCCGGCUUCCCUUAUGUGCCCGCACCCUCAGCACUUUAGUGGUGUGUCCUCUCUACAUCAGUGCUGCCUACCACAACCUGCGCUGCUUCCGGGCUCUGCUGGAGGCUGGUGCUCAGCCAGACUUCAACUACUCAGGGCCUGUUUGCCACGAUGCUCUGACUCGUGGCCCCGCCUCCUGCCUUCUGGAUGCUGUGCUACGACAUGGAUGUGAGGUGGCCUUCGUCCAACUUCUGCUGGACCAUGGGGCCAACCCAGUCUAUGUUCCCUGGAAUGAGGCUGAGAUGGAGGCUCCCAACCGGAGAAAGGUGGAUCCAGAAGCCCUCAGGGUCUUCCUGGAAGCGAGGAAAUGCCCAGGCAGGUUGACCCACCUGUGUCGCAUCAGGAUACGCAGAGUCCUGGGGAAAAAACGUCUGCAGCAUAUACCAUCGCUGCCACUUCCUCAACCCAUCAAGAACUUCCUGCUUCAUCAGAACUAACAGCCUUGCGUCUUCACUAUCGCUUUCUUACCAUUUUAUUUAGAAUGGAAUAUUAUAUUUUUCAUAUACAUUCAACCAACCUUUCACUCCCCCAGUCAGGGUCUUGUUUUCUUUUACUAUUUAUUAUUGCUUGUAUCUUACUAGAGUAGGGGUGGGCGAAUGUUUUGCCUCGCGGGCUGCAUUGCAAAAUUUAUGGGGGGCCAGACUAAACCAUCAAAAGGUCGUCUCAAGCCAUGAUGCCAGGUUGUAAGUUUAAAUUAAAUACUUUGGAAAGAACGGGCGGGCCAGAUGUGGCCCCCGGGCCGUAGUUUGUCUACCCCUUCACUAGAGUAUACCGUAUUUUCCGGACUAUAAGUCACACUUUUUUAAUAGGUUAGCUGUUCCUGAUAUUUUAUUGUUAGAACUUGCCUUCCAAGAUGACGUAAUGUCCGUUUUGGUCAAGUAGUUUGUAAAAUAAAUUCCCAGCAAAAAAUGCGACUUAUACUUCAGUGCGACUUAUGUAUGUUUUUUUCGACCUAAUUAUGCAUUUUUGGCCUUGUGCGACUUAUACUCGGGAGCGACUUAUAGUCCAGAAAAUACGGUAUUUACUAUGUAUUCAUUAUGCAGUGGGACCCACUUAAGUGGACAACCCAUCUAUGUUGACCAAUUUAUCAAGCUCGGUGGGCUACCGUGUUCUUAUUACUAAAAAGUGCCUGCUGAAGUUGAUGUUGACAAAAAUAGACAUAAAAUAUGAGAUCCAAAGGGGUCGUUUCUAUGAAAAAUUUAAUGUGUUGUUGUAUUGUCAACUUCCUCAUUAUCGUUAAGCAGCAAUAUACUAACAAAAACUACUGUUUACUGACAUAGCAUUGAAACGCGCAAAGAGACUUCCUGUUCAUUGAAAAGUAAGCUUUAAGACAAAAGUGUGGUCAUAUCAAACAGGAUUUUUCAACACCAAUGAACAAAAUGCGAACAAACAACUGCCGUAGGUUCAAAAAUCUUUAUUUUAGCCCAUUCUCCUUAUGUCGCUCACAAAAGUAUCAGCAUUCACAAGUUUUGGUUUCAGGUAUGUCAACAAGCGCUUAUAUCUAUUUCACUCAGCCAGUCCGAGGGUCGUCGACUUAAACUGGUUCUACUGUAUAAACCCUUCAGUCUCGGUUAGUUAGUAUUCAAUAUGUCUACAUUUAGUAUGCAUUCAUUCUAUACAACUUCACUGACAUAAGCAAUCAAUAGCAGUGCAAUCAUGUAAAGUAAAUGCCUUUUGUGUCCUGUGUUUUACUCCAACAUGUGGCUUAGAAGAAGUUUACAGUUGUGACAGAAUCAGAAAUUCUGCAUGUCUUACAAAACCUCAUACGACAUUGUUAUUGAUAGAAAAGCAAAAGAGCAACUGUCGAAAAUUGUGCUUCGACUGAAUAUCUCAUAGAAUUUUGCUUUGUAUACUUUAUUUCUGUUCAGUAAACCAAUCUUAAUCUUAUAUUAUCCUGUGUAUGGUUUUAUUGGUUGGUGUUCUACAUGAGCAGGUUGUGAAGUUCUGCCAAUGUAAGUUUAUUUUUUCCUACUUUACUAACAAAUGUUGUGGGGAAUGAAGACUGCUAUUGCUCAUCAUAGUAUUAUCUGAUUCUGGUCUUGUUAAUAUUACCAUGCUCAACAAUUUGUGUAAGAAAUAAUGCUCUGCUUCUUCCUACUCCUUUUCAGGCAAGCUGAGCCGUGUGAGUGCAAUCUUGUGAUCAGGGCAGCUCCGGGCCAAAUUGGGACUCAAAGCAAACUUUCAUUUGGUCGUCUGGGGCCAGGAUCAACAUGCAGUCGCUGUCUCAAAAGGCAGCAGCUGUACCAUUACACCACACCACCAGGGUCUGACAGGUGAGUGGGGGAAUUUGCCAUUUUAUUCUGCAGGGCGCUGUCAAUCACUGUGGUACUGAGCGUGGUCUCAGAUACCUGUCUCUAUUUUUCUAUGUGUGAAGGGGGUGGGCCUGGAUGUGAUGUUCCUUAAUUUAACUUGUUGAGCAUUAAUUAGCAAAAGAAUACCAUGCCGAAAAGAGCAACUGUCAAUAAUUGUGCUUCGACUGAAUGUCUCAUUCAAUUUUGCUUUGUAUACUUUAUUUCUGUUCAGUAAACCCAUAGUAAUCUUCUAUUAUCCUGUGUAUGGUUUUAUUGGUUGGUGUUUUACAUGAGCAGGUUGUGAAGUUCUGCCAAUGUAAGUAUUUUUUUUCCUACUUUACUAACCAAUGUUGGUUACUAUUACCAUGCUCAACAAUUUGUGUAAGAAAUAAUGCUCUGCUUCUUUCUACUCCUUUUCAGGCAAGCUGAGCCGUGUCAGUGCAAUCUUGUGAUCAGGGCAGCUCCGGGCCAAAUUGGGACUAAAAGCAAACUUUCAUUUGGUCACAGCAGCUGUACCAUUACACCACACUACCAGGGUCACCACAGGUGAGUGAGGGAAUUUGCCAAUUUAUUCUGCAGGGCGAUGUCAAUCACUGUGGUACUGAUACCUGUCUCUAUUUUUCUAUGUGUGAAGGGGGUGGGCCUGGAUGUGAUGUUCCUUCAUUUAACUUGUUGAGCAUUAAUUAGCAAAUGAACCAGACCGUAAAAUCACAGAUCUGGUUUUGCAUAAUUUCACAAUUUGUGUAAAAGUAUGUUAUUGACUGGUUAUUGUAUGUGGUUCACGCUCAGGUAUGUUGAUUAAAUAAACACAAUACAGCAUUUUACUGGCCACUGGAAUAUUCUAAAAUGAAAAAUCUUUAUUAAUGAGAUAUAUUGUUAGAUAUUACAGUCAUUAGCUUUUCCAAUUGUACCGAAACUAGUGAACAACAUAGGCACACUGUAUGAUACUCUUCUCAGUUCAUUAUAAAUGAAUAUCUGACAGGUACUUGGAACAUUUGCUUUUGUUUUGUUUUUCUCCUCAAAACUGGUUCUGAUCAAGCUUGUUUUAUGUGCCUGUGAAACAAAUUGCCCAACUUCCUGUUAGACAUCUGUUGCUACAAGGUCUCUAGAUGGCACUGUCCUCCUUUCAAGUGCUCACACAUCUGCCUUUUUUGUUUGGUCUGCCAUCUCUUUCUUCCCAUCUCUUUUUCUGCUUGAAGGACUCAGCAUCUGUCUCUAGGGAUGUAUUUAGGGCGCAGAAAACACAAACAAAACAACAACGCUGCUGGAGUGCUGAGUGCACGAUUAUACUAGGAGUUAAGCUCGGAGGAAGGAAAGAAAUCCAAAGAGAACAGCCAAGACGGCGACAAUGAGGAUGCUCAAAAUGGAUGAUGAAAUACAGAGCUCACCCGACAAGAUGCUUUCAAUUAAGCAGCAAGGCUGUGGAUGGAAAAGGCGGCUGAGUGAUGCUGGACAUGCUGGUCCUUCACCAUGACCCUGGGUGGAGAGGCACCCCGCCCUCAAAUUCCUCUCCAAUGCCUCAUUCCCUUUUGCGCUGGGCCAGGCUGGCUCCCCUGGGGCACAUCUUCAGGAGGAAAUUAUUUUUCAUUGCCACCAAAACAGAGCGACUCUCGCCAGUUUGGCCUUCGUCCCCAGGUUGGAAGGUCAUAUUUCCUUCUGCCCAAGAGGGGGCAGCUAUAAGAAACCCCGACUUCAACCGUCCACUGUCCUGUGGCUCUCGAGCCUUUGUUCACUCCGCAGAGCAACACUGGGUUGUAGAUCAUUGUAAAGCUCCUGAAUUGACUUCUUUAAAGCCAUAGGACUGUCUAAUCCAUCUUCACUGAAGCCACUAGUGUGUUAGUUUUUCAACAUAAUUACCCUCAAAUGUAUUGUUUUUAGUAUUCAUACCUUUAAGGAUUCUCUAAUGAGCCAUACAUCUCCUUUCUAUCACACAUUUCCUGUUCAGGGUUACAGCUGUGCUGAAUUCUAUCCCAGGUGACUCAGCAGAGACUCCACUGACUUCAUUGAUCAUCGUUGCCACGGAAUGUAGACCAAAAUAAUUUACUCAUUGCUUAAAACACAAAACAAAACAAAAAAACAGAUGUUUUCCUUGUGUGCCUUUUGGGAACCACUUGUUUUAACAUACAUGGUGAUUCUUAAGAAUGGUUCCCAAAAGGCUCAUGGUAACCGUUGUUGGUUUUCAUGAAAGAUCUGUUUUUGAAACAUGAGUCACACUGGCUCAUUGAUUGAUGAACCUAAGGAUUAGGUUAGGGCUGUGGCGAUUUUGAGUCGCACAGGAAAUGGUCAUAUACACUUUGGCUUGCUCAAGGAAGUGUGCUCUUUUAUUACAAAGCUAGUGUGAGCCUACAACAGCGAUUUCAAUCUUGCGGAAUGCUUCUGGCUGCCGCAACGGUUUCAGUGUGAGCCUGUGGUAAGCAAACCAACUCUUACUCACAGUGCAACAAAAAAGUUAACACAUAACAUGAGUCAUUACUGUUAAUGUGUUGCAUUAACAUACUGGACACCUAUUCAGCCGGUUGUUCUGUGUUGUGUAGUCCGAUAACAUCUGCCUUUCUACAUUAAAUGUACGUAAAUUUUAUGAAAUCAAUUUAUAAAUAAAUUUGUUCCGCUUUUUUUGACUGAUGACUAAACAAAUAUAUGAAGGCAUAUGCAUGAUGCGUAGGUAUUAGAAGGACAUUGUGUUUUCUUCUUCUUACUUUUUGUAUCCUUCUCUGUUUCAUUUUGACUUACUCAUUACACCCACCCACCCGUCCACCUUCUUCUACUAAAUGUUGAAUCACAAUGAAUCAUUGAUUCUCAUUUUUUGCUCAUGGAUGUUUUUUUCCAGCUCCUGGGACUCUAAUUUCCUGUUUCUGCUCCUGUCAACUGAUUGAUGUUUAUGUUUAACAAUCUGUUUCUAUUUUCCACGAUUUAGUUCUUUGCUCCUCCAAUCCUCCUCUUUGUAUAACACCCCCCCCCCCCCACUCCCCCCACUCCUCUACGGUCCUGCUUGCUAUUGUCUUCAUGAAAUGUUCCAAGGUAGUGAAGGAUAAAAAGGGGUUUAUUUUUUGGCAGCGGUUGAACCAGUUAGAAAAUGGUAACACCUCCAAUAUGCCUCUCUAAAUCCAACACACACAUCAGGUUGGAGGCUGUAAAGCCCGGGUUGAUGAGCUGAUUAUCAGCUCUCAAAAUUUCCAUCUCAUUUCCUAUCAUUCAUUUUGGAAGCCAUACUAGUACUACGGCAUAGUUCACACUAGAGGUCGAUAUGUAAAGACAUAUGCCAUGCCAUGUGUUUUGUGAGUUAAUAGGUCAACCAUAUUUGCAUAGACUCCUAGAGACGCUUUGUUCCGCUUACUGGAGCAAAUACAAGGUGGAAUCAGUUCAAACUUUUGUUUGGGAUAAAUUCAAAUAUACCUCAAAAGCAAUGACCUUAUUUCCUACUUUAUGAGAAAGAUUUGAAGGAAGCAGGUUUUUACUUUGGUUUUUAGUAUUAAUUUGUUCCAAAAAGUUAAACGAAAACCAAGACAGUUGUUCCCACAGCUGAUGUAAAUUAAAUUGAUCCCUUCCAGACACACGAAAAUAUGAUCAAAAAUACAUUUUUUAGGGAAUAAUUAUAGUUUUGCAUGCAGAGAACAAUUUGAAAUGAUUAUAAAUGAUGAAUGGAUGGAACUUGUUGUUGAUGUGGUCUUCCCGUACAUCCUAGUGAAAUCGAAUUCAUUUGUAUGUCUCAUCUUUAUGGAAUUGCUGGGAUUCACAACUUUUAACUAUGCAGCAGUCACACUCAGAAAGUGUGACAGCAUUGUGUCGGAUGCUAUUUUUAGGCACUUGAUUUCAUGGAACGAUACAGUACUGGGCAAGCGGACAUUUGUUACUGAGAGUACUAUACGAAUCCUGAGGAAAUAUAAGAAUCCUGGUCCUAAUGAAAACUGAUAUUUGACUGUAUUAGUAACACCACUCUUUAUGAUACAAUUUCAUUACAUUGACAGUGUUGCAGACCAACAAAAUUGCAAAGUGUAAUAUCGGCCCCGUCCACGUGGAAACUUUCCUGGAAUUUUUUUGGGGCCAAUUUAGUAAAUAGUUGCAUCCAGACAGGAAUGGAUCACUGGUUGAAAAAGAUGUAAUACACAAGGCAGACCUACGUGUGUACACAUGAUACACCAAAACUAGAAGCAAGAAAAAACUUAUGCGCAUACGUCUUUUGUCUUUUUCCAAGGCUCAUCUUCAUUUACGAAGAAUUGGAACUACUUCUGCGAGUCAUUUUGGAAUAUAUGACAGGAGUCAGGAGAAUAUUGGCGAGGCUCCGGAAACUUUGUUCCAUCGUCUCAAUUUAGGCACCAUGUCCCAUCCAGCGCUCAGCCUAUGAAUGCAGAUGAAGGCAUUCCUUUUCAGUGUGAAGUUCCAUCUUGGACAGAGUCCUCAAGCAGAAUGGCUGAACUGGCUGAAGUUUUGUUUCCUAUUCAAAUCUUUACUCUGAAUCAAAAUGAGAAGCACCUUGAUGACCAACAAAGAGAGAUGAGACCAUGACGGAGAUAGCAGCUGGUCCUUUGGAGCCUCUGCAAUGACCUAAGACACCUUUGUGUGUAUCAGUGUGUGCUUCUGUUCUGGUGAUUCCAGUGGAGCCUCGGUUUUCAUAGGAUUUGUUUUCUUGGUUAUCAUACAACCAGUCGGGCUAAAAAAAAUAGCUUCAGAAUCGAAUGCCCAAACAAAGCAUCCAGCCAUUGGUAACUCAGUCUAUGUGAAUAAUGCGUAGUGGUUCUUUGAGUUGAGACAUUAUAAACAGAUUCCAGCCAAGGGAAUCCUUUAAUCAUCUUUAUUAUGUUUGUGUGGGUGGUUUAUUUGUUCAUAGGACACACACAGAACAAUGAAACACAUUUGUCUCCUUUUUUCCUCCUAAUAAGCAGUGUUUGCUAGGCACUGAUGAGGCAUUCGAGAGCAUUUUGUAUUUCUGAGUGUGCUUUCAAAACAAAUUAAGUAAAAAAUUAAGUAUGGCUGCAAAAAAACGUUGCAAGUCCCAGAAAUUUGAUUAAAGAGGUGAUGAAUUCAGGAAAGACGAUUCAGGUAGCGUCUGUUAACAUCUGUUAACAGCAGAAGGAAUGGUCUAACAGAAGCACAUAACAGAUAGUGAGAAUAAUGAAUGUUUGUACUUGCUGCUGAAGUUUACAAUAAAGCCCAAGUGGGGAAGUAUACAAAUCUAAGAGUCCACUCUGUAAAGUUUAAAGUUAAGUAUUUAAGAGACAGGAAUGAAACCUCUUCCGCCCCCUCCCCAUUUCCCUCCACGUAUCACCAUGUUCACUAACAUGUCUUCAGUAAAGGUAAAAGUCAAGAUAAAUGUAUAAUUUAUAUGUAUUUUGCUUUGUUUCCUGCAUCUACAACUUAUUCUAUGAAUUAUUCUCAAUAAAGUGUUUUGUGUUCAUA
This is a messenger RNA of Doryrhamphus excisus (bluestripe pipefish), 8592 nucleotides long. NCBI's taxonomy places the organism in Eukaryota, Metazoa, Chordata, Actinopteri, Syngnathiformes, Syngnathidae. The record is from RefSeq and is a predicted model, not a curated record.